Messenger RNA from Polyodon spathula (Mississippi paddlefish), 2381 nucleotides. Its product is annotated as transmembrane and coiled-coil domain protein 3-like. The coding region runs from base 140 to 1579 and encodes 479 amino acids. The transcript is spliced from 4 exons. Lineage: Eukaryota; Metazoa; Chordata; Actinopteri; Acipenseriformes; Polyodontidae. The record is from RefSeq and is a predicted model, not a curated record. Gene Ontology annotation, cellular component: endomembrane system.
UCCUUGACACACUAAUAGUAAAAUCAGUGAUAGUAGUAGUUUCUGCUUGUUACACGUCGGAAAAAUACAGUGUUCGAGGUAUGUACCUGAACUUGGAGACGAGCAACCUGAAUACCAUCGCGGACUGGGCAAUGUGAUUAUGUUGGGAACAGAGACAACAACAGCUGCUGUGGAUAAAAGUUUAUCAGAACCAGAAAAGAACAGCCAGAGCAUUAUGGCAGAUCGGAAUGAUGUGACUGCCCUCACUGUACCUGUGACCAUCCAACGUGGAGGCUCGGACAGCAACCUCAACGUGGACGUGACCGACGGCAUCCUGGAUUUCCACAAGAAUAGAAUCACUAACGACAACCUCCAGCAAAAGAUCCUGAAGAUCACAGAGUCGAUGAAGAUCGAGCAGUCUGCUCGUGACGAGAAUGUGGCGGAGUACCUGAAACUGGUCGACAGUGCAGACAAGCAGCAGGUGGCCCGUAUCAAGCAGGUGUUUGAGAAGAAGAACCAAAAGUCUGCCCAUACCAUCUCUCAGCUGCAGAAGAAGCUAGAACAGUACCACAAGAAACUGAAGGAAAUCGAGCAAAGUGUGCCCUCCAAGAUCUCAAAGGAUGCCUCCAAAGACAACCUGAAGGACAUACAACAGACCCCAAAGGAUGCAGGUAGCACCCAACGAACUGGCAACUCUGGGCAGGCCAGCACAGAGAAGAGCAAAACGAUAGGACCAGGUGUGUCCUUGACACCUCCCUUUUUUUUCAACAAACCUAGGGAAUUUGCCAACCUGAUCCGUAAUAGGUUUGGCAGUGCAGACAACAUAGCACAACUUAAAAACUCAUUAGAUACAUUCCACCCUGAAGGAGGGAAUAGGGCCCUAAGUGGCAGUGCCACUAUUGUUGCCAAGCCCAAGUAUCCCAGCGAUGAUGAGUCCUCCAGUGGGACCUCUGCCUCUGCAGACAGCAACGGGAACCACUCCUUUGGCCCUGGAGGCUCCAACACGCUGGAGAGCCAGACCAAGUUUACCAUGAUCUUUGAAGACUUGCAGGAGAUGAAGGCGAUGCAAACCCAGUUAGCAGAAGAUAUUGAAAAUUUAAAAAUUCAAUUUAAGAGUGAAUAUGAAUUCAUUACACAAACCCUGCAGGAGGAAAGAUACAGGUAUGAGCGUUUGGAAGAUCAGUUUAAUGACCUGACAGAACUGCAUCAACACGAGACCACAAACCUCAAACAAGAAUUGUCCAGUAUUGAAGAAAAAGUGGCUUACCAGGCCUAUGAACGGUCCAGAGACAUUGAGGAAGUGCUGGAGUCAUGCCAGACCAAGAUCUCUAAACUGGAGCUCCAGCAACAGCAGCAGCAAGUGGUGCAGUUUGAAAACACCAACGCCAAGGUUCUGCUGGGGAAGUCCAUCAACAUCAUGCUGGCCAUUGUCACAGUGAUUCUGGUCUGCGUCUCCACCAUCGCCAAGUUCACUGCCCCCCUCAUGAAGAGCAGACUGCACGUCAUCUGCACUUUCUUUGCUGUCGCCCUCCUUGCCGUUUUCUGGAAGAACUGGGAACACUUUCAGAUCGCUAUUGAGAGAUUAUUACUACCGAACUGAAGGAAAAUACUUUACUGAGCUGGUGCUGUUUUUUUUUUUUUUUUUUUAAAAUCUAGUUUUAUAAAAAAAGUGCUGUACAUGCAGCGAUAAAUACUGUGGUAUAAUUCUGUGACGGGUGACAUUACUUUUGGUUUCCACAGUGCUGGUAGAGAUUCAGCGGAAUAGCUAGCCAAGUGUUUAUGUUCAAAAGGUGGUUGUUUCUUUUUAUACAAAUUAUCUGGUGACAAUUAACUGUCAAAGGCUUUUUGGUUUGGCAUCUCUUCCUGACAUGUGGCACCAUAUCAUAACACAAACUUGACUUUAUCUGUAAUACCUAAUUAAAGUUUAUUUUAGUUUUAUUCACUUUGAUCGAUUGAGUGUUUAUAGAGGGUUUUAGUCACAAAAGAAUUAAAAAAUAAAAGUUCUGUUAGUUUUGCAUUAUACUACUACAAUGGCUGGCUUGUAAAGUGCAAUAAAGGUGUGGGAUUUUGGAUUGCUUUUUCUUAUGCUAUCUGACACCCACUGAACUACAACCCAAGCCAGCAGUGUACACUGCACAGUAUAAAUGCAUUAAAAUAUCUAGUGAGCUGAAUGGCAGUUGCUUGUAAGACCUGUUAUUCGUUAUUCCACCUGAUAAACUGGUUGUUUGUCUUUUCCUAACAUGUUUCGUGCUAAACAAGCAAGUUGGGUGCUUGAGUGGCAUAGGUUCAGUGUACGACCUCAAAUGAAGUCCUAUUGAAGAUAGGUACCUGAAUUGGUUCCUAUGGGGAAAUAAAAUAAUUCAACUAUGGUAUUUAAAUUUAAUUUAAGAUGCCCCCCCCCC